Diabrotica virgifera virgifera (western corn rootworm) is the source of this 3132-nucleotide messenger RNA. RefSeq lists its product as uncharacterized. Bases 126 to 3014 code for a protein of 962 amino acids. The record is from RefSeq and is a predicted model, not a curated record. The transcript has 7 exons. Lineage: Eukaryota; Metazoa; Arthropoda; Insecta; Coleoptera; Chrysomelidae.
UUCCUGUUUUGCAAGUGUUUUGUGUGGUUAUGUUCGACUGAAAUAAAAUUAAUUUUGAAUUUUAAUUUUUUAGUAGUCAGAAAAGUGGUUAAUUUGAAUGGAAGUUUAUUAAACCAGCAUUUAAAAUGGCUCAACAUAAUUUUAUCCUAGUUGUAAAUUUAUCAGAAUUUUUCACUGAUCAUAGACAGAGAGCAAGAAUGUUCAUUAAUGAAAAAAUUAAAAAGGUGGAAGACUUACAACACAAAAUUGCAAACUGUUUUGGCAUAGAGGAUUUUAUUUUAACUAGUUCCAAUGAAUAUUUACCUCCUGCUGAAGACGUGAGGAUAAUUCGUAGUGAUGACGUUGUUUGUGUUAUACCCACCAAUAAACAUAGUGAAAUACCAACCAAUAUACCUAGUACUGAAACAAAAGAUUUAAGAAAAAAAUCAAAUGGGUCAUUCAAUGACAGAAAAGAGAAAUAUGUAUCAGAAGAGAACCGUGAUGGCAAUGAUAAGUCACAAAAGGAAGAAGUAAAUCAAAUCCAAAACAAUCGCAAAGAAAAAAAGAAGAGAAAAAAGGAAACUGAACCCCAGGAACAUCAGAAUGGGGCAAUUAAUAAGCUCAUAAUGUUUUUAGAAGAAUACCCUAGGAAAAAAUUGAAAACUAGUUUGAGACAAGAAGAAGAGAAACCAUCUAACAGUACCAAAAAUGUAAAUGGAGAACACUCAGAAAUUUACAAUAAAUACCAUCGUAGUAAAGAUCAAAUGGACACAUCGUCUAAAAAAGGAUUAAUAAUCCCAAAAAGUUAUUUACCCAGCUCAAGUAACCAUAUUUCCAGCCCAGAUGUGGCUUAUGGGUCAUGCAAAAUGGAUGUAAAUGGGGAUAUUAAUGUAAAAGUAUCUGCAAGCAAGACAGGAAUACAGAGUUCAAGUCAAGAAGAAGAGAGACCAUCCGAAAUAAAAUCAUCUAAAAAUGUAAAUGGCGAACACUCAGAAAUUUACAGUAAACACCAUCGUAAUAAAGAUCAAAUGGACUCAUCAUCUACAAAACGUUCAAAACAAAUGUAUUCUUUACACAGCUCAAAUAAGCAUGAGUUUUGCAAAAAGGAUGUAAAUGGAGACAUUAGUGUAAAUGUGUCCACAUCUAUGCCUAACAGCAUUACUUAUAAAAAGUUCCUUCCUAUACCUACAAUAACUGAUGAAUAUCUUAAAAAGAAGAAAACCAAUAUUGUAAAAAUUGACCAUGUAUCUUAUAAUUUGCCUAUUUUACCUGAUUCACCUAUAUCAGAAAAAGAAGAAGCUAUUGAACAAAAUACUACCAUUAGAAGUGAGUCGUCCGUAAAAGAUGACCUCAGGACCUCAGAGUCUUCAAAUAAUCACCAAUCUAUUAAUUUUCCUACCCCACAUACAAUGGACACAAACAUCAAAAAGAAAAUUAAUAUAGUUAGAGUUGAUUGCAUCAGUAAACCAACUGUUGAGGAACAUAAUGAAGAAAAUAAACCAAAAGCUGAUAUUCCAACAGUGGUUGUCUCAAGGUCCUCAUCAGGUGUCGAAGACGAAAGUCAAAUCAAUAAAGACACAAUGGAAAGAAAUAAACUUUUACCAACUACUAAAUACUUCUUCUUGAAUACUCCUUCUUCAAAGGAAAAAAUGGGAAAAGCCAAGGCGGCAGUUAAACAAAAAAAGGGAAAUAUAUUCAAAAUGAGAGAGUCGUUUUGGACGUUUCCACAAGCGCAGAAAAAUGAGCUUAAAAAUAAUUUAAAAGAAAAAGAAUUGGACAGGCAUCCAUAUGAACUCAAAGAGGAACAUAUCGCUACCGAAAUUAAUGAAAGCAAAGAAUCGAACAAGCAAGUGUCUUAUGAAAUGCAAACAGAAGAACCAGCUGAGGAAGCUGUGGGGCACAAACGGAUACAAUCUAAUGAACAUCAAAUUACUGGCCCUAGUACGUCUAACCGUGAAAUAGUUGAUAUGGAUGUAACACUUGAAAUUAUUGAGAAAGAAAAACUUGUUGAUCAACAAGUAAAAUUGCCGAACUCUGAAAAAGAAGUCGAAAUUGAAGUAAAUGACGCCGUUAAAAAAGCAAACUCAAACCUAAAAAUUCUUAAUAAACAGUUGGAAGAAUCUGAAAAUGAUGCUAUGUCUGAAAAUAAUUCCGAAAAUAAUAGUAUGACAGAAAGUCCUAAAAUUAAAUAUCCCGUUUUCGGAAAAUCAUCAUUGGCAAUUUUGCAGGACUCUUGUUACUUGAGUAAAAUGUCACCUUGUAUUUCUACACUACCAGAAGAUUCUGUCGUAAAGGGGACUAAUGAGUGGGAUGUGUCUGGGCUUAAACCUAUCAAACAUUGGAAGGCCAAGAUUUCUGGAGUUGGUAGUCUGCUGGAUAGUCUAAGAAAUAGCAGUUAUGACAGUGCUUCAACGACUCUAAACAGCGCUUGUGAUACAUCCGUAAACCAAGAUAGCAGCAAAUUCGUAACGAAACGGAAGAGAACUCGUAAACAUCGUAAGAGACAGCAUAAUCGUACUACCGAGGAAACCAUUUCCCCCCAAAGAAAUUCCAUAUCUAGUCCAUUCAAACCUUUGAAAUGUGCAGCAGCUCCAAAGUCACACAUACGGUUUGAUAACGGGACUGAAGACAAGGAAGAAACCGGUGAAGUAAAUGGAGAAAAAGAACAAGAUGACGUCAGUGUUAUUUGCAUAGAUAACCAGAAGAUCUAUGAGUAUAAAAAUGCAACAUCUUUGUUCAACUGGCAUGCCAUAACUGGACUGCCGGAUGUUGAAGAUGUAGUUGCAUUUAAGGUAUUUAAAUUAACGGAUGAACUAACACCAGGUAUAUCGUCUGAAAUAGUAGGAACUGUUAAAGAAGUGUUAGAAAAUAAUUGGGUAACGAUUUUUAUAUGGGAUGGUCUUGAAGAACUUCAAAAUAGCUGUGCUGAAACUAUGGAGAAUGAUGAAUUAAAUGAUGAACUUUCUCCAAUGAAGACUCUUCGAUGGUUUGAUUUAAUACACCCCAAACGCGGUGAAAAAAUUACUAAAUAUUAAUCAUUAACUUUUUAUUAGAUGUAUAUUAGUUAUUGUGAUUUUAUUUAAUGUUGCUGAUAUUUUGUAUGUUAUUUUAAAGUUAUACUUAGAUAAAUAAAUACAUUACUUUUUAUGAUUA